AUGGCGUCCAGCAGCAUGCAGCCUAAAGAUCUGGCCAGAGACUACUCAAACAUGUCUAUUAGGGAUGAAGAAGAAGUGGAAUUUUCUAUUGAGGCAGGGGACAACUCAGACAGUCUGACUGAAACUCCCUACAUUUUGGUUGGCAAACUCCUUACAGAAAAGACAACUCACUUCAACUUCUUCAGAGAUACCAUGGCCUCAGUAUGGAGACCAAAGAAAGGCAUGAUAGCAAGAGAAGUUUCCUCCAACCUAUACCUCUUCUACUUUGUCCAUGAAAUCGAUAUCAACAAAGUUCUCAACAAUGGUCCUUGGUCCUAUGACCAAAGCCUGCUCCUUCUCAAGCAGAUUAAACCAAACACAUCCCCUCAUGGAAUCCUCCUCACCCACGCCGACUUCUGGGUCCAGGCGUACAACAUUCCAUCUGGUAUGCAAACCACCAAAACAGCAGAAAUGAUUGGUGCCUACCUCGGUAUGUUCAUAACGGCAGAUGUUGAUGUCCUCGGAGGUCUCUGGAAAGAUUUCCUACGUGUCAGGGCUCGGAUCGACGUCUCAAAACCUCUCAGAAGGAAGAUGAAUGUUAAACCCGCAACCGGUGACCCCUUCUACAUUGACUUCAAAUACGAACGGCUACCAACCUUUUGCUUCCUCUGUGGUAUAAUCGGCCACAACGAAAAUGAUUGUGAUAUUCUCUUUGAACCAAAUGCUGGGAAGGUGGAACGGAACUACAGCCCUGAGCUUAGAGCCAACGGCCGGAGAGCCCAGCCAACCUCAGGUCAACGAUGGAUUCUUCCAGAAUUACCUCGCCGGCAGACAAAUGAAGCAACACAAAAGGCAUCUUCCACCCCUGACGGAUGCCCAGUACAAACAGACAUUCCUUAUGAGGAAACUUCAGCUCAGAGGGAGCUGACAAGUACACAAUCCCCAACUUUCCAGCCUGGAGUCAUGCACAACAUUAAUGAUCCUCUCCCUUCGCAUGGCAAAAAUUUAAUGCAAGGUGGCGACAUGACUAGGGGCACUCUGCCUGAGAACCUGGUUAAUGGGAUUAUACCCUGGUCACUCCCAAACCCCAACAAUGAAAAGACUAGGUUCAAGAGAAAGAAGUCGGACUUCGGGCCAGUCCAUGUCACAAACUUCACCUUCCACCAUGAUGAUUUUCUUCAACUGAGCGGGUCAAAAAACUUGCUGGAAGCAGGUCCUGUGCCACAGGCCCGCCCGGAUCAAUGA
This is a messenger RNA of Ipomoea triloba (trilobed morning glory), 1224 nucleotides long. RefSeq lists its product as uncharacterized. The coding region runs from base 1 to 1224 and encodes 407 amino acids. The transcript has a single exon. The record is from RefSeq and is a predicted model, not a curated record. Lineage: Eukaryota; Viridiplantae; Streptophyta; Magnoliopsida; Solanales; Convolvulaceae.